Molecule: messenger RNA, 901 nt
Organism: Seminavis robusta
Lineage: Eukaryota; Bacillariophyta; Bacillariophyceae; Naviculales; Naviculaceae
Source: the annotation of a GenBank genome assembly
CACAUGGUUCCGAUCCGUGUCCAAUCAGCUCUGCUGCAUGAGCAAAAGAUCCAAAGAUACUGUGCUCGUUAUUUGGCGCGUGCGCUACUUACCACGAUUGGUAGCUUUGGCUUGCCAUCACACAAAACUUCUGGAAGUCCAAGCCAAAAUCAUUUUUUUCCCGAACCCGAAGACACAACACAACAAAAUAACAUAACAGCAAGCAAGCAACCAUGGCCGAAGUGAAGGAAGCGUCCAAGAUCCCCAGCUCUUGCAGCCAGACCGAGUCUACCGUGCUCGAGGCCCCAUUGUUGAAAUCCUGGUCGCUCUUUCGUGGCUUUGCCUUUGAAAAGAUUGCUCCUGGCCAAGUCACCGCCACAGAGUACGAAUCGGGAGCCGAAGGCGCCGUGGGCAGUGUCAUCAAGAUGACCUACAAAGAUGGGUCAAUCUGGAAGAUUCGUGUCACGGAAUUCAGCGAGCGCAAUCACACUUUGGCGUACGAAUUGUUGACGGCCGAACCGGCACAUGCAUCUACCUCUGUCCAAGGAGAAAUCAAGUUGUUGGCCGUCACCACCGAUGACCACACAUUUGUCAGUUGGACCACAGAGUUCUCCAAUGACGCCGAUCUUACUGUCAUUUCCGAUCAAAAGUACAAGAAGCAAGAAUUUUUCAAGGAUGUCAAGUCCAAUCUCUAAAAAAUAUGAGAGGAACACAAAAUAGACGAGAAAAAAUGGUAUGAAAUAAAUGGGCAAAAAGGAAAAGCGCUGAAGCGAUUGAAUGACGAGGUUCUCCUUCGGCGUGGCUCGUUUGUUUUUACCAAUCAGCUAUCAUCUCCUUUUAGAAAAUGCUGCAGAAGAAAAACAAUUUACUUUUUGAUCACUACCAGUGGUAGAGUGGUAGACAUAAGGUUUAGAUGUGCUUG